Daphnia pulex (common water flea) is the source of this 1691-nucleotide messenger RNA. RefSeq lists its product as uncharacterized. The transcript is spliced from 3 exons. NCBI's taxonomy places the organism in Eukaryota, Metazoa, Arthropoda, Branchiopoda, Diplostraca, Daphniidae. The coding region runs from base 321 to 1211 and encodes 296 amino acids. Gene Ontology annotation, cellular component: membrane. The record is from RefSeq and is a predicted model, not a curated record.
GGUGCUGUUGGAUGCGUGUUGGUGCCACACCGAGUUCAAGAGGGUCGACUCAAGACGCCAAAAGGAGUUGGUCUGUCAGUCCCAACUGUCUCCCCGCCCAGAUCGGUCCUGUUCUUCCCACCGCUCCCGUCCGUACCUCACUCUGUUUUACGUUGGGUGGGGAUUACAUCUACGCGCACAUAUUGAAGGAUUUUCUUUUAAGUUUUCCAUUCGAUCGAGAUGAAUUGGAAUUUUGAUUGAAUUGAAAUCGAAACAUUUCGGUCGGUCCGCUCGAGAUCCUGUUGUUGUUUAUAACCGGACCCGCCAGUUAUUUGAACGAUAUGAAGAAGCGAUCGAGCGUGGUGGCCAUCAAGACGGUCACGUCACGGCCCGUUUUGUUCUUAUGGUCGAUCGUCUCUAUUUUGGUGGCAUUGCUCUGUUGCUGGUCGUAUUCCCAGCCGGCGUGGACACUCCGCUCGUCCAGCGAAAUCGGAUCGCUCGACCAACAGCAUCAGCAACCGGCCGAUCUCCUCUCCUCCGCACCGGUAACUGCUACUGCCAGUGGUACCGGUGCUGGUGGUUCUAGUGCUACUGUUAGGAGAAGAUUGGAACGGGCCGUUUCCAUCCAAGUCCCGGCGGACGACGACAUUCAUUUGAUGGCCGACGACGACGACGGGCAAGUCAAUUCGACGUCGUCGUCGUCGUCGUCGGAAAUGAUGAUGAUGAUGCCCGGCCGCAGCGCCAUUCCGCUCGUCCAUAUCGGACUCUUUGGCAUGUGCAUCUACACUCGGCAGCAGCCGGAAAAGAGGCGGCCGGAAAGCAGCGUGACUUGCGUAGGUCACGCCGAUUUGGAUUACGAGUGGCUGCCACCCGCCUGGGAGGUGACGCGCGUUCUCUGCGGAGGCGGAUGUGUGAUGCUCCUGGCCUGCGCUGCCGCCUCGGUGGCCGUCGCUUUUGUCCGCCACCACCACAGGCAACAGGAGUGGAUCAAAAUCACGGCCAUCGUUCAACUAGCCGCCGCUUCGCUGAUGCUGCUGGGAUUGUGUUUCUACCCGUUUGGGCUGCGCUCGGAGAAUUUGCACCACUUUUGCGACGAGCGCUGCCAGCCCGGCUGGUCGUCGCUGGUCGCCGGCUUGUCCAGCGCAGCUGCUUUCCUCUGCCCCGUCUUGGCCACCCUCGUCUCCAACCCCAUCUACGAUCUCAACCCCUGGGAAGCUUAUCUUUUGCUCUGAAGCCAACUAACAACAAAACAACGUCUAUACACAGCACAGCAGGACAGCCAAAUAAUCUUUCGAGAAGAAAAAGAAGAAACGACAAGAUAAUGAAGUUGAACGAAGCUACUGGGUGAAAUGGGAAAAUUCUUCUCAUUUUGUAACAUAUAAAUUACAAACGUCAAAAAAAGAUAAAAACAAAACAAAAAAAAAAUGUUCUCGUGUAUAAAUGAAUGUCGAUAUCGAAUAACGAUUGCUGUGGGUGCUGCUGCUGGGGGUGGAGAGAGAAAAGAGAAAAUCAAGAGAGUCAAAUGUUAUCGGAGAAUGUCAGUGUGUGUGUGUAUCUUGUGAUGUGGGAGAGAUGAGAGAAUGCAGUUAGCGUGUAGAAUGUCGCCCCCCUUCCCGUGUGUGUUAUUCCGUGUGCGUGAUUGUCCAUCGCCCGUCGAAUUUGUACGACCGCCCCCCAAAGAGAGUCUUAAAUAUACAACAAAUACAAUCAAA